AAAAAUUAAUCUCUUCUUCUUCUUCUUCUUCUUGUUCCUUAAUUGUAAAUCUCUUAAAAAAUAAAACAACAAACAAGCGCAGACGAGCAAACGAGUAAAUAGCAGAGGAGAAGAGAAGGCGCAGAGUAGCAUUGACAUGCGAAAUGUGCCUCUCAGUUUUGUGUUCUUCUUCUUCUUAUCCUACGCCUCCUCUUUCAAUCUCUCCACCAUGAAGGUGACGAAGGCGAAGAAGGUUCUUCUUCUCUGAUUUGUUCGUAUCGUACUUUCUUCUUUCUUCUUCUUCUUCUUCUUCUUCUUCUUCUUCUUCUUCUUCUUCUUCUUCUUCUUCUUCUUCUGCAUUCUCGCCAUGCAUUGGAUUACGAGAUUCUCCGCCGUCUUCUCCGCCGCAUUAGCCAUGAUUCUCCUCUCCCCUUCGCUCCGAUCCUUUUCCCCCGCCGCAGCUAUCAGAUCCUCGUCGCAUCCCGAUUCCGGCGAAUUCAAAUCCCGACAUCACUCAUCCUCCUCCUUUAGAGAAUCUCCAAUUUUUCGUAACGCCGACCAAUGCAGAUCUUCCGGCGAAGAUUCCGGCGUCUGUAACCCUAAUCUCGUCCACGUGGCCAUAACUCUCGACAUCGAUUACCUCCGCGGCUCAAUCGCAGCCGUCAAUUCAAUCCUCCAACACUCGAUGUGUCCUCAGAGCGUCUUCUUCCACUUCCUCGUCUCCUCCUCCGAGAUUCAAACCCUAGAAUCUCUCAUCCGCUCCACUUUCCCCAAAUUGAUCAAUCUCAAGAUUUACUAUUUUGCCCCUGAGACCGUACAGUCCUUGAUCUCCUCCUCCGUGAGGCAGGCCCUAGAGCAACCGCUCAAUUACGCCAGAAACUACUUGGCGGAUCUGCUCGAGCCUUGCGUCAAACGUGUCAUCUACUUGGAUUCGGAUCUCAUCGUCGUCGAUGACAUUGUCAAGCUUUGGAAAACGAGUCUAGGCCCGAGAACAAUCGGAGCUCCGGAGUAUUGUCACGCCAAUUUCACUAAAUACUUCACCGGAGGUUUCUGGUCUGAUCAGAGGUUUAACGGAACGUUCAAAGGGAGGAACCCUUGUUACUUCAAUACUGGUGUCAUGGUGAUUGAUCUCAAGAAAUGGAGACGAUUUAGUUACACGAAACGGAUUGAGAGAUGGAUGGAGAUUCAGAAGAUGGAGAGGAUCUAUGAGCUUGGCUCUCUUCCUCCGUUUCUUCUGGUUUUUGCUGGUCACGUUGCUCCCAUCUCACAUCGGUGGAAUCAACAUGGGCUUGGUGGUGAUAAUGUUAGAGGUAGCUGCCGUGAUUUGCAUUCUGGUCCUGUGAGUUUGCUUCAUUGGUCAGGUAGUGGUAAGCCAUGGCUAAGGCUUGAUUCCAAGCUUCCAUGUCCUUUAGACACUUUGUGGGCACCUUAUGAUUUGUAUAAACACUCCCAUUGACGCCCGAGUUCCCCCCAGUUUUUGCAUUCACAGCCAAAAAAUGAGGACUCAACCGAAGAUUAGCUGAGUUUUUUCAUUUGGUGGUCCAGACCGAGUGGUUUUCAACUGGAAACAAUUAUGUUGAAGACCUUGCCGGAACAGCACUAUAGUAGUAGUGUUGCUUCAGAGAGUUCAACAAGAGUGGAGAUACGAUUUUAGAAGAGUGAACUUCUUUAUAAGAGUACUGUACGAAUAUGUUUUUGUGCGAAGAAGAAAUUAAAUAAAAAUAUAGUUAGGGUUAUUCAAACAUAGCUCACAAGGUUAAA
Molecule: messenger RNA, 1740 nt
Organism: Camelina sativa (false flax)
Lineage: Eukaryota; Viridiplantae; Streptophyta; Magnoliopsida; Brassicales; Brassicaceae
Product: putative galacturonosyltransferase-like 5
Cellular component (GO): Golgi apparatus
Molecular function (GO): glycosyltransferase activity
Source: RefSeq, a predicted model, not a curated record